This is a messenger RNA of Bombus terrestris (buff-tailed bumblebee), 1063 nucleotides long. Its product is annotated as estradiol 17-beta-dehydrogenase 8. Gene Ontology annotation, molecular function: oxidoreductase activity, acting on the CH-OH group of donors, NAD or NADP as acceptor. The coding region runs from base 234 to 974 and encodes 246 amino acids. The transcript has 4 exons. NCBI's taxonomy places the organism in Eukaryota, Metazoa, Arthropoda, Insecta, Hymenoptera, Apidae. The record is from RefSeq and is a predicted model, not a curated record.
AAUGCUUGCGUACAUACUUACUGUGCGCAUAUCUACUAAUAGCAAAUAAUUGAAAAAAGUAUUCGAAAUGUAUCAGAAUGAUUUGCGAAUCAGCAAAAUCAAUGUCUUUCAGUAUUUUCUACUUAUUCAUUUACGCUACAAGGUUACUUGUAUUGAUCAAGUCAUUGGUCUUUUAUAAUCUAUAUUUUAUCUGUUGAACUUUGUACUAGUUGUUUCCUAAUCAAAAAACGAAAAUGGUAGCCGGCAAAGUGGCCUUUGUAACAGGUGCUGGUAGCGGUAUAGGUAGAGAAGUAUGCCGUAUUUUGGCAAGACAAGGAGCUAAGGUUAUUGCUACAGAUCAGAACUUAAAAAGUGCUGAAGAUACCAUUACAUCCUUAAAUGAUUCCAAUCAUUUGGCAUUAAAUGUUGAAGUGUCAAACAAACAAAGUAUUCAAGAAGCGUUUAAAAAUGCAAUAAGUAAAUAUUCAACUGCACCCACUAUUAUAGUUAAUUCUGCAGGAAUCACGUGUAAUCAGUUCAUUUUAAAACUCACAAGUGAGGAUUUUGCUAAAGUACUUGAUGUGAAUUUAAAAGGAACAUUUUACAUAAUUCAGACAGCAGUAAAAGAAAUGAUUAAUGCUAACGUAAGUACAAGUGGUUCGAUCGUUAACGUAAGCUCUAUCAUUGGAAAAAUUGGAAACAUCGGUCAAGCUAAUUAUGCAGCAUCAAAAGCUGGAGUAAUAGCUCUUACACAAACUGCUUCUUUAGAAUUUGGACAAUUUGGAAUUCGUGUUAAUACAGUGUUGCCAGGUUUUAUAGAAACCCCUAUGACAAAAACUGUACCUGAUAAAAUAAAGCAGUUAUUUUUAAAAAAAAUACCUCUUCAGAGAAAGGGAAAACCAGAAGAAGUGGCAGAAGUAAUUGCAUUUUUAACAUCUUCCAAAAGUUCCUAUGUUAAUGGUGCUUCUAUUGAAGUUACAGGAGGGAUGCAUUAAAUUUAUAUAAACUUCUCUAAAUAUACACAUUGUUGUAAUUUUUAUAAUGCAAAUUUUACAAACGUUAAAAUACAUAUUUUCAAUUAGUA